Vicia faba (fava bean) is the source of this 1005-nucleotide messenger RNA. Lineage: Eukaryota; Viridiplantae; Streptophyta; Magnoliopsida; Fabales; Fabaceae. The record is from the annotation of a GenBank genome assembly.
AUGAAGCAUUGUGCACCAUCUCACAAACAAAUCAACAACACUUUCUCUCUUCUUUUCCUUCAUCCUUCAACCAAGGGAAUGGAACACACUAGUUUGUUUCAUGAUAAUGAACAUCCAAUGGAUUCAUUUGGAUUCAACUUUGAUGAUAUUUCAUACUUCAACUCUUUCUCAGCAUCCACACCUGAGAGUACUAAUUCCUCUCAUAACAAUAAUAAGAGACUCCAGUCAGAAAGCACACAAAACAACUCUUUCCCCAUUGAAAGUCCUAUUCAAUCUAUUGCCUCUGCAACACCACCAACUAAGCUAAAACUCAAGGCUUCUUCAUCUUCGAAAAUUAUUUCUUUUGAUAAUAUAAAUAAGGUUAAGAAGCCUAAAACCGAGUCAGGGUAUGGUGAAAACUUGAAUUUUGGAAGUGAGUAUGAUAAACAAGAGAACAAGGCUGCGACAAUGACAACGAUAACCAACAGAAACCCGAUCCAAGCACGAGAUCACGUAAUUGCUGAAAGAAAACGAAGGCAAAAGCUUAACCAGAAAUUAAUUACUCUUUCAUCCAUUCUUCCAGGUCUCAAAAAGAUGGACAAGGCAACUAUUGUAGAAGAUGCUACAAAUCAUCUAAAGCAAUUAAAAGAAAGAGUAAAGAGUUUAGAGGAACAAGUUGCUGAUAGAAAAGUUGAAACUGCAGUCUAUGCGAAGAGAUCUAUUCUCUUCUUCUCCGAUGAUGAUUGCGAAGAAAACUCAGACCAAUCACUCCCAAAAAUCGAAGCAAGAGUAUCUGGAAAAGACAUGCUCAUCAGAAUCCACUGUGACAAACACAGCGGCCGAAUUCCGACCGUGAUACUCAACAAACUCGAAAAACAUCAUCUCACCAUUCAGAGUAGUUCAUUUUUGCCAUUUGGAAGUAACUAUAUUGACAUAACCAUUGUUGCUCAGAUGAAUAAACAAUAUUGCUUGACGAUAACAGAUCUCAUAAGAAGCAUAAGUCAGGUUUUGAAGCAGCUCAUUUGA